Messenger RNA from Myiozetetes cayanensis, 2195 nucleotides. Its product is annotated as nucleoredoxin-like protein 1. Gene Ontology annotation, cellular component: mitochondrion. The record is from RefSeq and is a predicted model, not a curated record. Lineage: Eukaryota; Metazoa; Chordata; Aves; Passeriformes; Tyrannidae. Gene Ontology annotation, biological process: photoreceptor cell maintenance.
CCAUCCCCUUCUCCCGGUGCUCCCCAUCCAUCCCCUUCUCCCGGCGCUCCCCAUCCGUCCCCACCUCCCAUUUCCCCCCCAGAACGACCCUUCCCGGCCCGUGCCAUGUCGGCGCUCUUCUCCGGGAAGGUGCUGCGGGCGAACCGCGAGCGUGACGAGCUGGACACGGAGCGGGAGCUGCGCGGGGCUCUGGACAACAAGGUGCUGCUGCUCUACUUCGGCUCGGGGCAGUGCCCGCGCUGCCAGCGCUUCUCGCCGCUGCUCAGGGACUUCUUCCAGCGCCUCACCGACGAGUUCUACGUGGAGCGCUCCUCGCAGCUCGGGCUGGUCUACGUGUCCCGCGACGAGACGGAGGAGCAGCAGAGCGCCUUCCUGCGCUCCAUGCCCCGCCGCUGGCUCGCGCUGCCCUUCGGGGACACCUUCGCCAGGGAGCUGGAGCUGCGCGCCGUCUCGGAGGUGCCGGCCGUGGUGGUGCUGAAGCCCAGCGGGGACGUCCUGGUGGCCAACGCCGUGGAGGAGAUCCAGAGGAUGGGGCCCAGCUGCUUCCAGAACUGGCGGGAGGCCGCCGAGAUCCUGGACAGGAAUUUCCGCCUGGCCGAGGAUUUCGACAAAAGCGCCCGCAGGAGCUUCACCCACCCCCUGCGCCGCCUCAAGUACAAGCUGGACAAGGAGCAGGAGCAGGACCAGGACAGGGACAGGGACAAGGACAGGGAAGAGGGGGAGGAAGAGCCUUAACAGCUCCAGCAGCUCCGUGGGAUCCACGGGAUGACCCCACCGGGAACGUCCCUCCGGUCGCCGCCAACCCCCAAAUCUCCAGAACCGGUUCGAACGUAGAAAUCCACCUAAAAACUCCUUAAUUGCCCCAAAACCAUCCUCUAGGAAUUAUCUCAUGGCAAAAUUCCACUCCCACAUCCGGCUUUUCCCGCCUGGAAAGUCGUGGUAAUUGAGAUAUUCCCACCCGGAAUGCCGCCGUAUUUCCUGAUGUCGUCUCGGGAUCUGGCGCCGGAAUAAUCUUGCCGGGGAACCUCAGGCAUUUCUUCACCAAAAUUGGGGUUAAAAGUAACGGGUUUGGGGUUUAUUUACCAGGAAAGGGAGGAGAAAAGUGAUUCCCGGGGGCCAGAAUUCAGGGAAUGACCAUAAACAGCUCAAAAACUGGGAAUUGCAUUAAAAAUGCCCAAGGGAGGCGGAGAAGGGAGGGAGAACCGAUGGCCAAUGGGAAGGGAAUCCCAAGGAUGGGUCAAUGCAGGGGGUUUUUUUUUGGGAUACACGUGCAAUUCCAGAGAAAUUCCCAUGUUUGUGCUGUAAAAACAGCGAAAAUUGGCAUUUUGGAUGAAUCCUGAGUUGCUCCGUGAUGGGAAUUCCAACGUGCAGGGAAUUCUGUGGCUGGAAUAUUCCUGGAAAAUCAACCCUUUGGAUGCUCGAGGGAGCAGGAAAAGGCUCCCAAAAUCCCGUGGAGGUGGCAAAGCCUCUGGAGGAGCGGUCGGUGCUCACCCGUGGAUGAUAUUCCUACCGUAUCUGGCAGCGGGAAAACCCGGAUUUAGGGAAAAAUGAAGUUCUGAAUCCCAAACGAAGAGGCUGGAGGAGUGGGAGGGGUGGGAAUGGGAGAAACGAGAAGAAUAAUUGGAUUUAAUCGGCAUUAAUUAGCAGCUGGGGUGUCGAUUGGGCUGCUCGUCCCCGGGGAGUUGGGAAUUUAAAAUGUAAAUAAUUAGAGGAGAAUAAAUAAAAGCAGAAGGAAGGGAUGAUAAAGGAAGGGGCAAUAAAAGGACAAGCAAUAAAAGAAGAAUAAAUAAAAGGACAAUAAAAGGUCAAUAAAUAAAAGGACAAUAAAAGGUCAGUCAGAGGACAAUAAAGGUCAAUAAAAGGACAAUAAAUAAAAGGACAAUAAAAGGUCAAUCAGAGGACAAUAAAGGUCAAUAAAAGCACUACAAAGGUCAAUAAAUAAAGAGCAAUAAAAGACAAUAAAAGGAUAAUAAAAGGAUAAUAAAUGAACAACAAGAGGACUGUAAAGGUUAAUAAAUAAUGGACAACCCAAGACAAUAAAGGACAAUGAAGGUCAAUAAAUAAAGAACAAUAAAAGACAAUAAAAGGACAAUACAAGGACAAUAAAAGGGCAAUGAAAAGACAAUAGAAGGACAAUAAAAUGACACUUUCCACCUGAAAAAAUGCAAAUUCAACAACAUUAAAUAUGGAUUUUA